AUGUCGCAACUUCAUUUAAAAGAAAGUGACACUUUCAACGAUGAUGUGGGAAGAAACAGCGACGAUUCAAAGCCCAUCAAUGCGAAUACUCUAUUCGAUAGCAGCUCGGAACCGAUGGCAGACAUUGAGAAAUCAGCCGCAGAGGAUACUCAUGCUACGAAUACAGACAAACAUCGAUUUCCAGAAACAAAUCUCAGCGAAGGCAUCGUUGGAUGGGAUGGGCAAGAUGACCCUGAGAACCCCCAAAACUUUCCCUCAAGUCGCAAAUGGGGGUUGUUGGCGUUGAUGGCUGGCAUCACUUUCGUCUCGCCGCUCGCGUCAAGUAUGCUGUCGCCCGCUAUUGGAUACGUCGGAGCCGACUUCGGGGUCUCCAACGAGGCUAUACUUUCCCUUACCGUGAGCAUCUAUUUGCUGGGCUACUCAUUUGGCCCCCUCUUACUAGCGCCUCUAAGCGAGAUCUACGGUCGUCGAAUAGUCCUUAGUUGUGCAAACUGGUUUUUUGUUAUAUGGCAGAUUGGAUGUGCCAAAGCCCCGAAUAUUGCAAGUCUGAUUGUGUUCCGGCUGCUCUGUGGUGUGGGCGGUUCUGGCUGUUUGACUCUAGGAGCCGGCGUGAUCGCCGACCUGUUCCCCAUUGAGAGCCGUGGCUUUGCAACGUCUCUCUGGAGUAUGGGGCCUUUGCUAGGCCCUGUUGUCGGACCAAUUUGUGGAGGAUUCAUUAGCGAGACUGUGGGCUGGCGUUGGGUGUUUUGGGUUCUCCUGAUAGUUGGAGGGAUCACCUCCGCUGGCAUUGAGAUGCUCAAUCGCGAGACUUACGCCCCUGUUCUCAUUGAAUGGAAAAGUAGGCGCCUCGCAAAGGAGCUUGGAAGAGACGAUCUCCACAGUGUUUAUACAAGGGCUGGAGCCGAUGGGUCAACUUUGUCAAAGCUAAGAACAGGUAUGGUACGACCGAUUCUGUUGUUCUGCAAAUCUCCCAUCGUCUUUCUCCUUUCAACAUAUCUGGCUCUUGAGUAUGGACUGCUCUAUCUCUUCUUCACUACAAUUCCUUCCGUGUUCAAAGACAAGUAUGGCUUCUCAACCGGGUUAUCGGGUUUGGCCUAUCUGGGAAUUGGCAUCGGCUUCAUGGGUGGAUUGGUAUUGACGGCCCUCACCAACGAUCGGAUCAUGGCAAAAAUGGCGCAGCGCAACGGCGGAAAAUUUGAACCGGAGAUGAGGCUGCCCAUGAUGAUUUUCUACGCCGCAUUUUGUCCCAUCAGCUUCUUCUGGUACGGUUGGACGACCGAUAAAGGUGUUCAUUGGAUUGUCCCAAUCAUCGGCAUGGUACCGUUUGGCUUCGCUCAUGCGGCAUCAGGCAGUGCAGUCCUUGUCGCCUCUCGAUCUCUAUUAGGCGCUCUGCUACCGCUUGCCGGCCCAAGGCUCUUCGCAUCACUCGGCCUGGGAUGGGGAAAUUCCUUGCUAGGCUUCAUUUCACUGGCAUUCAUUCCCGUUCCCAUUUUAUUCUCCAGAUACGGAAGAGCCAUCCGGGAGAGAUAUCCAGUGCAUCUCUAA
Messenger RNA from Trichoderma breve, 1545 nucleotides. RefSeq names its product major facilitator superfamily domain-containing protein. The transcript is spliced from 3 exons. Bases 1 to 1545 code for a protein of 514 amino acids. Gene Ontology annotation, biological process: transmembrane transport. Gene Ontology annotation, cellular component: membrane. NCBI's taxonomy places the organism in Eukaryota, Fungi, Ascomycota, Sordariomycetes, Hypocreales, Hypocreaceae. Gene Ontology annotation, molecular function: transmembrane transporter activity. The record is from RefSeq and is a predicted model, not a curated record.